CUCCCUCAUUUCACCAAAUACUCCAAAACUAGGGUUUAACAUUUUAUAAAAAUCUCAAAACCCACAAAAUCAUCAAAAAAAUGGCAUCUCUUCUGACGAUCCGCAAAGCCAAUCUCUCGUCUUCUUCUUCUUCACUCAAGGUAAAUUUUUCUCUACGCUCUGUUUCUUCCAUUUUUUACCGUCUUAAGUCAACCUCAUCUGCCCCAAAUUUUUAUCCUCCUCCUCCUCAUCAUCAAAACCCUAAUUACCCACCGCACUUUAAUAACAACCAACCUAAUCAAGGCUUCCCUAAUUACCCACCACAAAACCCUAAUUACCCCCAAAACCCUAAUUAUGCAGAAAACCAUAAUUAUCAGGAAAACCCUAAUUAUCCCCAAAAUGUAAGGCAACAAAAUAGUUACUCACAAAAUGUUAAUAAUACCCAAAAUGCAGGCCAACAAAAUUACUACCCGCAAAACCCUGAUCAAAGACAAAAUUAUUAUCCGCCACAAGCGCCGAGACCGAAUUAUACUCGACAAAACAAUAAUUUUUCGCCACAAGCCCCGAGACCGAAUUUUACGCCACAAAAUAAUAAUUUUACGCCACAAGCUCCGAGACCAAAUUUUACGCCACAUAAUAAUAGUUUUACGCCACAAGCCCCGAGACCAAAUGUUAUGCAACAAAACACGAAUUAUUCGCCGCAAGUACCGCCUGCUGUGGUGAAAGUUGAUUUGCUGACUGUAUGUAAAGAGGGGAAGCUUAAGGAUGCUGUUGAGUUAUUGGGGAAUGGCGAGGUUGCUGAUGCCGAAUGUUUUAGUGUUUUGUUUGGGUUGUGUGGGAAGUUGAAGAAGCUCGACGAGGCUAAGAAAGUGCACGAUUAUUUUUUGAGGUCUGGGUAUAGGGGUGAUGUUGGGUUGGUUCAUCGGGUUAUUGAUAUGUAUUCGAAAUGUGGAAGUAUGGUCGAUGCACGGAGAGUUUUCGAUCAUAUGAAUGAUAAGAAUAUGGAUGUCUGGCAUUUGAUAAUUAAUGGGUAUGCCGGAAAUGGGUUAGGUGAUGACGGGUUGGAAAUGUAUGAGGAAAUGAGGAAACUUGGGUUACGCCCGAAUGAAGAAACGUUUGUUGCUGUUUUGGAGGCGUGUGCUGCUGCUGAUGCUAUUGAAGAAGGGUUUAUACAUUUUGAUGCUAUGCAGACAGAGUACGGGAUUGUUCCGAAGAUGGAACAUUAUUUGGGAGUUUUGGGUCUUUUUGGGAAACCUGGACAUUUGGUCCAGGCGUUGGAGUAUGUUGAGAAACUUCCGUUUGAGCCUACGGCGGAAAUAUGGGAGGCGUUGAUGAACUAUGCUCGAACUCAUGGAGAUAUUGAUCUUGAGGACAGGGCGGAGGAGAUUUUGAUUGGUUUUGAUUCGUCAAAGGUGGACCCCAAGAAAAUCCCAACACCACUUGCUAAGAAGUUUAAUCUUAUUAGUAUGCUCGAGGGUAAGAACAAGGUGGGCGAGUUUAGAAACCCUACGCUCUACAAAGACGAAGAGAAGUUUAGGGCUGCAAAUAAGGAACAAACUUACGUCCCGGAUACUAGAUAUGUUCUUCAUGAUAUUGAUCAAGAAGCUAAAGAGCAGGCUUUGCUUUAUCAUAGUGAACGUUUGGCGAUUGCAUAUGGACUUAUAUCUACUCCUGCAAGGACACCAUUAAGGAUCAUAAAAAAUCUUCGUGUUUGUGGUGACUGUCACAAUGCUAUCAAGAUUAUGUCCAGGAUUGUGGGCCGGGAACUGAUUGUUAGAGACAAUAAGAGGUUUCAUCAUUUCAGCGAAGGAAAAUGUUCUUGUGGAGAUUACUGGUGAAGCUUCAAUUAUUUAAUAAUGAUAGGGUUAUAACCAUCAACCAGGUUUCUCUUUAUAUAUCAUCUAUGGCCUUGUUAUAUCGAUGUUCAGAUCUUAUAUAUGUUUCUCUAGGUCAACUAAGAAUGUUUGAAGCAUUCUAGUGCUAGCAACAGUUUGGUAUUUUGCCUCUAAAGUAGGGAGAUGAUGAUGAUGUUUGGGGUUUUUUGCUGACUACAUACAUUGUCAUAUUGAAUCUAUGUUUAAUAAUUUUCAUAUGGAAUUCUAGUUUAGUUAUUGUAAAUUAUUGAUUAUCCUGUUUUUAUAUUAUAUAAUUUAUGUCCAUCUUAUAAGGUGAACUAUUGGUAAA
Messenger RNA from Erigeron canadensis, 2163 nucleotides. Its product is annotated as pentatricopeptide repeat-containing protein At2g15690, mitochondrial-like. Gene Ontology annotation, molecular function: protein binding; zinc ion binding; RNA binding. Gene Ontology annotation, biological process: RNA modification. The record is from RefSeq and is a predicted model, not a curated record. Lineage: Eukaryota; Viridiplantae; Streptophyta; Magnoliopsida; Asterales; Asteraceae. The coding region runs from base 81 to 1817 and encodes 578 amino acids. The transcript has a single exon.